This is a messenger RNA of Lolium perenne, 1323 nucleotides long. RefSeq names its product F-box/FBD/LRR-repeat protein At1g13570-like. Gene Ontology annotation, molecular function: protein binding. NCBI's taxonomy places the organism in Eukaryota, Viridiplantae, Streptophyta, Magnoliopsida, Poales, Poaceae. The record is from RefSeq and is a predicted model, not a curated record.
AUGGCAGCUGUUGGCGCAGCGGCGGAGCCGGGCGAGACCGAUUGGAUCAGCCUCCUCCCCAACGAGAUCCUAGGCACCAUCAUCUCCCUCCUACCGACGGAUGAAGGCGCACGCACAAGCAUCUUCUCCCGCCGGUGGCGCCACCUGUGGUGCACCUCCCCGCUCAACCUCGACGACUACGACAUCCGCAAGAACGGGCGCUGGAGCUUCCUGAUCCAUUGCUCCUACCCGUGGCCGCGUAACCUCGGCGACAACAAGAAUGACCGCCAGCUUGUCGCCGUCGUUUCCAAGAUCAUAUCCACGCACCAGGGUUCAACCCGCCGCCUGUCCCUCCGGCACAACUACACCACCAACAUCCACGACAAGGUCUAUGCGUGGCUGAUGUCCCCCUCCGUCAGUGACCUUCAGGAGAUCGAGAUCGUCCACCCUGGUGAAGAUCCACUGCCGCUACCCGUGCUUAGCCGCUUCGCGCCCACCAUCCGAGCCGCCACCUUCGACUUCUGCCGCUUCACCGAGGACGUGCCCCGUGCGCUUAGUUUUCCGCACCUAAAAAGGCUCGUCCUCCAGGACGUUAUUGUCCCGGAAGAUAGCCUCCAAAACCUGCUCACCGGCUGCUCUGUCCUCGAGGCCCUGCUGCUUAACGAUAUCCGGUCGUCCGAUGAAAGUGUAAUUCGCCGUGUGCUCAUCAGCUCGCCGUCUCUCAGGAUCAUUGAGAAUGGCUACUCAGUUGAAGUAGUCAUCGAGAAUGCCCCUCGAUUGGAAAGAUUGAUCACAUUCUGGGGCUGUUAUAGUGCUAAUCACGGUUACACCCCGCUGUUAGUUCGGGUACCCGACGCACAGAAAGUGGAGAUCUUGGACUCGUUAAGACUAGCCAAGAAAUUGGUUCUGGAAAGCUUCAGAACAACCAUGCGCAACGUGAGGGUUUUGGUUGUCAAGGCUUCUGAAUCAAAUCUUGAUACGGUUAUUGAAUAUCUGAGAUGCUUUCCUUACCUGAUGAAACUGUACAUCACAUCUUCUCUGCAAAUGUGUCCAACAAAUGAUGGCCAUGGUUACAACCCGAAAGAUCCUAUCAGAUGUCUCGAGCUCCACCUCAGAGAGGUUGUGCUAAAGUGCUACGAUGGAAAUCAGCCGGAUGUGAAUUUUGCCAAGUUCUUUGUGCUGAAUGCUAAAGUGCUCGAGUUAAUGAAAUUCGGUGUCGACGAUAGCUACACCGAGAAAUGGAGAGCUAAUCAACACAAGGUGCUACAUCUUGAUAGCAGGGCUUCUCCAAAUGCUCAAUUUGAUUUUAGAUCUGAUCUUACCUGUGAUAGUUUUGCUUGCUAA